AUGUCGAGCCACGCGCAACAAGCCCCAGCCAGCACAAGGCAAGACUAUCUCUCCUCUCCUUAUCAUAUUCGUUUCGAAGCAAUUGAGGGAAACUGUCUCUACCGCGCGGCCAACUCCAACAAGACUGCCGAGCAGAGGAUCCAGUGCCAACAGGCCAUGGUUGGCUCACAGCUUCGACGCAUUGACGAGUCUCUUGGCCAUAAUAACAAAGAACCUACGUCUGUUCCUGGUGGAGCUCAACCUCAGCGGGGACUUGUCGACGAUACUCUGCAAGGCGUUGGCUCGCAGUUUGACGGCGCGUAUAGUCCCAUCCAGGGGACUCCGGGCCAGGGUCACCUAGGACGUGACUAG
Messenger RNA from Diaporthe amygdali, 351 nucleotides. RefSeq lists its product as uncharacterized. The transcript has 2 exons. Bases 1 to 351 code for a protein of 116 amino acids. Lineage: Eukaryota; Fungi; Ascomycota; Sordariomycetes; Diaporthales; Diaporthaceae. The record is from RefSeq and is a predicted model, not a curated record.